GCGUACAGGCCGCCACCAUGAGCCGAGUGGUGACCAUCGACCAGCCUCCUCCUCAGCAUCCCCGGUUCCGGCUAAGGCCUGGGCUUGGGGGUUCAGUAGCCAGUGGGCGACUGUAUGACUACCUGUACGAUCCAUUGUUUAUAGUAUCAAGUGCAAAGGACCAUGCACAGGCUAAUAUCCAGGCUACUGUGAUGAGAAACCAAUUGAAAAAAGUUCCCAGGUUUAGAGCUAUGUUUAGUACCCUGCAGAAUUAUCCAAGAUGCACGGUGUUUUUGAACCCCUCACAUCCUAUCCCACUAUUUAUUGAUCGAGAAUGGCGAGGAUGGGCGGAGCAACGUAAAGAAGCUCUCUACAAACUUGCAGCUACGGACCCUUCUUUUAAGAUGCCUAAAGAAGAGCACGAAGACCCUCAAGUUACUGGAAAGAAUCGCUAUAAAUAUUUUGAAUGGCCUUUUCUUCCAUUUUAUAAGCAGAUGCCACUCAAUGUUGUUCUUGCAACACCAAAGCAAGAUAUUCCACACAGCUAUAUUACUACAGUCAAGAAAUCACAGUCACACAUUGCUUUGGUGCAUACUCAAGGCACCCAGACAGAUUAUCGGGAUAGCGAAACUCAAACAGAUCCAUAUACACCAGAAUAUGUAGUAUGCCAGGAAACCAUCCCUGAGAUCUUGACCCUGGCUACUCUCACUUGGGGUAGAGGCCUUCCAGCAGGCCUAGCUGAAGUAGAGAUGAUUGAACGUGCCAGAGAGAAACGUGCUUGGGAAGCCACUCUUCCACCUCUGAGUAAUGACUUAUUAUUCAAUAAGAGGAGAAAAAUGAUGAAUGACAUGGAAAGGAAGGAAUGGGCUUUUAGAGAACAUGAAAUUGAAAAACUACAGGAGCUUCAGCUGGAGGUCUUGAAACAUCUGUUGAAGAAACGUGAAGAGGAUCAAAAUGAGGUGAACAUAAAGCGUUUGAAUGCCCAGUGGUCUGAACUUCAGGAAGAAAGGGAAAUGAAAAUGUCAAGAAUUAGACAUGCUCAUGUAACAGCAAUCAGAAAGAUGACAAAGAAGGGAAGAAAUGUAGAAGGGAAAUUAGAGAGAAGAGACAUCAUCCGUGACUAUAAUGAUUUUGCAUCUCAAGCCUAUGGACCUCUUUCUCGAUUGGGUCGCUUUCCAGACAACAAUUCAGAGCGUUUUGUUGUCAAAAACCACUUUCUCAGCACCUUUGAGGGAAUACUUGAACUUGAGUCCACCCUCCCAGAUUUUGUAACACAGCCUCGGAUCAAAACUCCAAAACCCAAAGCUAUCACCACGAAGAAUAAUUUUCUUAAAAAGGCAGCAAGACUGGAUCUUGAGUUAGCUGAAGUUCACCAGGCACUAUUGGAAAAGAAGAGGAAAGUUCCUGAACCAAAGAAAAAACUCUUCUUUCUUCAGAGAAGACCAGUACCAGUAGCUCGACUUCCAACACCAACCUUGGAAAUGUGUUCUUCUGAAGAAGAGGACAUUGAAAUGGCGAUCGUCUACUUGCAAAAGUUGCUUCGUGGCCGGGUCAUCCAGAACAUGAUGUUUGAGGGAAAAGAAAAGCGGUUGGAAUUGAUCCAGGAAUUGCGCACCAGCCAUUCGCUUCAAGAAGAUGACAGACUGGUGAAAAAACUGGAGAAGCAAGUGACGCUGGCCUUGCAGCGGCAGCGGAACUUGCACGAGGAGAAGAUGUCCAUGAUUGAAGAUUACUUAGCUGGACUGGAAGGGAAGUCCCUAGCAGACAUGUUUGACUUCCUCUCCAAAGAACUCAUCCGGCUGCAGGAGGAGAGGCGGAUCCAUGCUUUUGCCAUGCUUGCGGAAAGGCAGCGUCGCAUUCGAGAAGCGGAGGAGAGUGGCCGUCGCCAGGUGGAGCAGAGGCGCCAACGAGAAGAGGAUCAGAUAUUCAAGGAGGUGAUUAAAGUUCACCAGAGUACCGUUACCUCCUAUCUGGAAGACAUAAUACUAAACACUGAAGAAAGCACAGCAGAAGAGCAGGCCCGGGAAGAAAUUCAGAAGAUGGCUGAGGAAAUCAAUGACAUUGCUUACGAAAUAGAGAAUCGUCGAACUCAUCUUCAAUCAGAAGAGAUUGUUGCAGAGCUGGUUUAUAGUUUCCUGAUUCCAGAAGUUCAGAAAACAUUUGUGAAGGAGAAAGUGAGGAAUUUGCAAAAGAAGCACAUUCGUGCAGCUCAUCAGAUCAUCCACCAAAAUACUGAAAAAGUCAUCCAACAGUCUCAGAAGGAGCUAACCUUGACUUUCAAACCAAGAGCAGAAUCAGAGAUUGAUAAGAUGUAUGCCAGAUUUCAAGCCAAAAAAGAAAAAAGAAGCAAAAAAGACAAAAAAGACAAAAAGUCUGAUUAAGAAAACCAGAAUCAAUCUAAAUGUCCAAUAAUAGGGGAAUGGUUAAAUAAAUCAUGGUGCCCUGAUGUAAUGGAAUUCUCUAGUGUAAUUCAUGCCAACCAGUAAAAGGAAUGCAAAGAAACCUGGAAAACCUUUUUGAAAUCAAGCAAAGUGGAGACAAAACAAAACAAAAACAAAAACAAAAACCCCACCAGUCUGAAGAACACAAUCUAUGCUAGCACAACCAUAUAUAAGGGGAAAUAAAUGAAAGAUAAUUAAACUAAGACACCCAAUGGAGUAUUAGUUCUGGUGUCAGAAGACCAAAAUUCAGCUCAGACCUGAGUUUACUCUCCAUGUGCCUCUGGGCAAGUCACUUAAGCUCUGCUAGUUCCCUGCAUCUCCCCAUCUGUAAAAAGAGGAGGCUGGACUAGGGGGCCUCUGGCGGUUCUUAGAACUCUCACUGACCAGUGACUAUGACAGAUUUAGAGCUUGGAGUAACUCAAAGGUUUAUGGCACUUAAUGCAUUGAUAUUAAUGUAAAUGUAAAUUGUUACAAAGCAAGUUUAAUUGGUUACAUUGAUGUUUAAUAAGAUUGUUUCAUGUAAUGUAUCAGCUUUGACAAUAAAAAUAUAAAUAAAAUCAUGAUUCAUGAA
Monodelphis domestica (gray short-tailed opossum) is the source of this 2991-nucleotide messenger RNA. It is a transcript of the gene CFAP91, whose product is annotated as cilia and flagella associated protein 91. Lineage: Eukaryota; Metazoa; Chordata; Mammalia; Didelphimorphia; Didelphidae. The record is from RefSeq and is a predicted model, not a curated record.